AUGUCCGACUCAACAUUCCACACCACCACCCAAGACAUCCGCAAGGCCGAAUCCAAGGCCUCGAACCUCCACGGCGGAAACCCUCCCAAGGACUCGGAUGUGUCCGCGAUGAAGUCCGUCAUCGACACCAACACCAACAAACAGGAACAGAUCGACCAGACCAAGGCCAACCUGCCCCUCCCCGAGCAGCCUCCUCGUGCGAGCGACUGGUCGUCGGCCGACCAGCGGACCGUCAACGUGGGCUCGGGCGGAGUGGAGGGCCCGAUCUCAGGCGAACGCAACUCGGCCCUGAGAGAGCCGGCCACCGCGGAGAGCAGUGUGCGUCGGGACGGAAGCGAGCUGCACCAGAAUACGGCGCCGACGGGCAAUGUUGGACGGCAGGCGAAGGAGAAUCUGGAGGGGCUUCCUCGAGAUGCGGUUGCUCGGUAA
Messenger RNA from Aspergillus terreus NIH2624, 429 nucleotides. RefSeq lists its product as uncharacterized. The transcript has 2 exons. The record is from RefSeq and is a predicted model, not a curated record. Bases 1 to 429 code for a protein of 142 amino acids. NCBI's taxonomy places the organism in Eukaryota, Fungi, Ascomycota, Eurotiomycetes, Eurotiales, Aspergillaceae.